CAGCUCUUGGACUGGAGCAAGGGGAUAAGAAUCACCAGCAAAUUGAAAAGCACAAAGCUGCAAGAUGUCGGGCCGAAGUGGGAAGAAGAAAAUGUCGAAACUCUCACGCUCAAGCAGGGCGGGCGUUAUUUUCCCUGUGGGGAGGAUGAUGCGCUACUUAAAGAAAGGAACGUACAAGUACCGGAUAGGUGUUGGAGCACCAGUUUACAUGGCAGCCGUCAUAGAGUACCUAGCAGCUGAAAUUCUAGAAUUAGCGGGAAAUGCAGCACGAGACAACAAGAAAGGAAGAAUUGCCCCCAGACACAUCCUCCUGGCAGUUGCAAAUGAUGAGGAAUUGAAUCAGUUGCUAAAAGGUGUGACUAUUGCAAGUGGAGGUGUCCUGCCCAGAAUUCAGCCAGAGCUUCUAGCCAAGAAACGGGGUGCCAAAGGCAAAUCUGAGACCAUCCUUUCACCUACUCCUGAGAAGAAGGGAAGGAAAUCCAUGGUGAACAAAAAGAGUGGGAAGAAGGCAAAGUCUACCAAGGCCCGGACACCCAAAAAGAGCAAACAAAAGGACAGUGAAAAAGAAGGAGCUUCAAAUUCAACAUCUGAAGAUGGACCUGGGGAUGGUUUCACUAUCUUGUCCUCCAAGAGCCUUGUGCCAGGACAAAAGCUUUCUCUGACACAGAGUGACAUCAGCCAUAUUGGCUCCAUGAAAGUAGAAGGCAUCGUUCACCCUACAACUGCUGAAAUAGACCUCAAGGAGGAAAUAGGUGAGGCUCUGCUACACGCAUUGGUGAAAGAGUUUUUAGAAACGGUGAAAGAGCUUCGCAAAUCUCAAGGACCUUUGGAAGUUGCUGAAGCUGCACUUACUCAGUCUAGCGGCCUAGCAGCAAAGUUUGUCAUCCACUGUCACAUCCCACAGUGGGGCUCAGACAAGUGUGAAGAGCAGCUUGAAGAGACUGUAAAGAACUGCUUAACAGCCGCAGAGGACAAGAAGUUGAAGUCGGUGGCUUUCCCCCCGUUUCCCAGUGGCAGAAACUGCUUCCCAAAACAGACGGCAGCCCAGGUGACUCUAAGAGCUAUUUCCACCCAUUUUGACGGCACCAGCUCUUCCUCCUUGAAGAACAUUUACUUUCUGCUCUUCGACAGUGAAAGUAUUGGCAUCUAUGUGCAAGAAAUGGCCAAGCUAGACACUAAGUAGCAACAGCAGCCAAAUGAAACUUUAUUUUUCAACAAACUUGAGUAGCAUUAAAAGCAUUAGAGGUGGGUUUUAUUUUUUCAAUGUGAUGAGGAGGGGGAGUGGUAGUAGUGUGAUGUGUUGUGACUUGAUGAAGAGCUAUGACUAGAGAUGAGAGGGGGUUAGUCCGAUUUCUUCAUGCUGUCAGCAUCCUCUAGCCAUUUAUAUCAUCUUAAGCAAUUGAGUUACCAUCUCUUUUCAGGAGUUUGUUUAGUGUCCCCUGUUACUUUAGUUUAGCAGUUUUUAAAGAGUAACCUCAUUUUAGAUUUGUAGUGAUGAAUUUUUCACACACACACACACACUUUAAACAAAGCUCUUAAAAAUGUUCUGCUCCUUUUUCCCCUCCCUUGAGGGUAGAUGGUAAACUUCUGCCUCCAGCCCACAGAGAGGGGAAAAGGAUUUUAGAAGUGAUGCAUGAGGAGCUUCUGUUUUGCUUUUAAUUCGCAAUAAUCUGUAAUUACUGAGAAUAUUUCAUGGUGAUUUUGUUUGUUUUAUAAGAAAAAAAGAAAAA
Molecule: messenger RNA, 1730 nt
Organism: Fulmarus glacialis (Northern fulmar)
Lineage: Eukaryota; Metazoa; Chordata; Aves; Procellariiformes; Procellariidae
Product: core histone macro-H2A.2
Exons: 8
Coding region: 65-1183 (372 amino acids)
Biological process (GO): nucleosome assembly
Cellular component (GO): nucleosome
Molecular function (GO): structural constituent of chromatin; protein heterodimerization activity; DNA binding
Source: RefSeq, a predicted model, not a curated record